AUGGACCGUUCCAACCUCAUCGGGCGCGCCACCGAGAUAGCCGAUAUUGCGCGCAACCUUGCAGACGAACUCGCUCGGCGCGGACUCCCCGAACCCUCCUUCGCAAACGGCCUGCCCGGGGCCCUGCAGAGUGAUGCGCCGGACUCGGACGCGCUGGCCGCCCGCGUGAAGCUGCUGGGGCUGUUGGAUGAAUUCAAAGAUCUGCUCACAGAGCCCGCCCUCCUGUGCAGCCCCGAGCUGCGCAACCCGUCGAUGAGCACGUUGGCCCUAGUCCGUGUUGGGGUCUUUGAGAAUUUCCCCAACGAGGGCUGUUCCGUACAAGAUCUGGCCAGGAAGCUGAAUCUAAGUGAUAAUGUGGUGCGCCGGCUGCUCUCGCAUGCCGCUACGUACCGUGUCUUCUUCCAGGCUAGGCCGGACUUCUUUGUACAUACGGCCAGCUCCCGUGUGCUGUCUGAGAAUGAGGGUAUGCGCAACUGGAUAUUGAUCGGUCUGGGCGAGACCAUGCCGGGUACAUUCCGAAUUGCUGACGCCCUGGCGAAAAACCCUAAUUCCGAAGAACCACAGCACAGUGGAUGGAGUGUCCAAAAUGGCACCGACCUCCCCAUCUUCCAAGCCCUGGCCGACAUGCCGCAACGCGCUAGUGUCUUCGCCAAAGCUAUGAUGUGGCUUGCCCAGCUGCCAGGCUUUUCUCCACAGUACCUCGUCGAGAAUUUCCCAUGGGGAUCAGGGGACAUCACAGUUGUUGACGUCGGUGGAGGUAUGGGACAUAUCGCACGCGCGCUGGCCGCCCAUAACCCGACCGUACAGUGCAUAGUGCAGGACCGCGCAGAGACUAUAGCUCAGGGCGAGAACAUCCUGUCAGCAGAGCUGCAGGGCCGCGUUCGGUUCCAGGCACACGAUUUCUUCGAGGAGCAGCCGGUGCACGGCGCGGAUGUUUAUCUGUUGCGCCAUGUGCUGCAUGACUGGUCGAACAAGUAUGCCCGGAAGAUCCUGCAGGCUCUGAUCCCGGCGUUGAAGCCGGGGACCAAGAUUGUGUUGAAUGACCGUGUGGUUCCGGGGUAUGGCGAAACGAGUAAUCUUGCGGAGCGUGAAGCGCGGGACUACGAUAUGUACAUGUGGGGUUUGCAGAAUGCGCAGGAACGUACUCGCAAUGACUGGGAUACACUGUUGCGAGAUGCGGACCCUCGAUUCAAGCUGACUCGCGUGUCUAAACCAUCCAAAUCAUAUCUGGCCAUUAUUGAAGUGGUCUGGGAGGGCUAG
Messenger RNA from Penicillium alfredii, 1260 nucleotides. Its product is annotated as S-adenosyl-L-methionine-dependent methyltransferase. The transcript is spliced from 5 exons. Gene Ontology annotation, molecular function: O-methyltransferase activity. NCBI's taxonomy places the organism in Eukaryota, Fungi, Ascomycota, Eurotiomycetes, Eurotiales, Aspergillaceae. The coding region runs from base 1 to 1260 and encodes 419 amino acids. The record is from RefSeq and is a predicted model, not a curated record.